Perca fluviatilis (European perch) is the source of this 912-nucleotide messenger RNA. RefSeq lists its product as uncharacterized. The transcript is spliced from 4 exons. The record is from RefSeq and is a predicted model, not a curated record. NCBI's taxonomy places the organism in Eukaryota, Metazoa, Chordata, Actinopteri, Perciformes, Percidae. The coding region runs from base 1 to 912 and encodes 303 amino acids.
AUGCCAGAUGAUGUUGAAGGGGACGGACGGGCAGCGGCCUGCCGAGCCCCACGGAGCUCAGUCAGGGCAGUGGCCCGCCGAGCCCCGCAGAGCUCAGUCAGGGCAGCGGCAUUUGGUUGUCCAGCAACUGACGUGGGGGAGGGAAUUCUCUACAGGUAUGGUGGCACCUUGCAGCUCAACUACACCAAGUGUGCAGAAGCUGCUGUACAUGUUUGGAUUCCAGUGAGAGGCACCUCUCAGCAGGAGGGCUUCCACUUUCACCAAGCCCAGUGGGUGACAGGCAACCGGGUGUCUUGUGAACUUUUCCAGGCCCAGGCAAUGACUGGAGUGGUGCGGUGGAACUUCCAGAGGCUGGUGGACCUGAAACAGCCUGCUGUGGAGCUGCCACCUGUGUUCGACCCCCUGUUAAUUUCAGGACUGAACACAGCCUCUGUCAAGGUGACAGGCCAAGCUAAAUAUCCCAGGCUGCAAAAUACAAACAGGGACACAGAGGAGAGAUUUGGACUGCAGUUUGUGGAGCCAGGUUGUCGUCCUGUUGUGCUGAACUGGGACAAGCAAAAUAUACAGCCCAACAUCCCAGCUACUGUAGCCAUGGAGACAGAGGAUCACUGCCCUGCUGCUAUGGUGGGCACAGACUCUCAGGAGACCAGUGAUGAGCCAGUUGGAGCGGUGCCCAUCCUAUCUUUCCAGCAGGGCUCUGAAACCGUUUCCCAAUCCCAGCAGUCCCAGCAGUCCCAGCAGUCCCACAAAAGUUUUCCAGCAGCAUUGACCGUGUUCCUGCUAUCAAAGAGAGCUUUGAGCUGCUUUCUACCGUCGGCAGAAAAGGCAGUUGGACCGAUCAGUCUCCCCGAGUUGGUCAAAGAAAUGCCUCAGAAAACAACGAAGAGACGAGACGGGACCUUUUGCGUGUGA